AUUUGCCAGAGCCCUGGCUUGCACGGCGGAGCGAGGGCUUAAAAGUUAAGUCCCAGAGGCCGGUGUCUGGUCUGGGGACUUAUCUAAGAUCGAUAGCGUGCAGGCCUUUGAAGCCAGGGCCACUUUUCAACAGCCAGUGAAGGUUCCGAAUGCUCUGCCCCUCGCAGUGGGUAUUGGAAUGGAGGCUCAUUUGAGCUGUCUCUUUUUAAAAAUGUCGUUUAUUCAAGGAAAUAUGAAACCAAAGAUUAGCCUCCUUUCUCCUGGCUUCCUUUGCCCAGCUAGGCUGGAGCCACUUCAAAGCAGGCAGAUGCUGGGGGAGAAGGAUGAGGAUGCCUGCAGUUUUUAUCAUCAUCCCACGGAGUUUAGGAGAGAGAGAAGGCUCUUGAAGGUUGCCUAUCUUUCCCCUUCCCCGUGGGUUUCUUACAUAAAAGUGGUUUGUUUUUCAUUUCUGGUACUGGUGUUUGUUUUUUCCUUUAUCUUCCAAUUCACUGGUCUGGGUCUCUGGCCCCAAGUCGCAGCACAGUGUUUCUGCCUGCAGAGUGCACGCAGCCUUACUAAACUGGCACAGCCUUUCUAGAAAUAACUGUGGGACUCUCAGUACCUUCAAGGGGACCCAGAUAAUGUCCUUUUCUCCACCCCUUCCUUUGUCUGAAGUUGAAAAUGGAUGUUAGUUCUAAUUUACUGUAGUAAUACUAAAUUAUUAUAACACUAAAUAAACACUUCUAAACAUGUUGUUCAGUAAAAUGCAGAGCAGGCCAGCUCUCUAGCCUUUGAGCAAUGAGCAGUGAAUCUACAGCAUCAACAGUUGAUGUGGGGUGCAGCGGGAGCAGUUGCACCAAUGAGGGAGCUGCCCGCCCCUGAGCCUCAGGGUCUAGGUGCUGGCUUAAAAAGCAGCCUCCCUAGCUCUGGAACUGAGGCUCUGAGUGUCUCUAGCACCAAGGUGUGGGUGUUGUGGCGUUGCUCUCUCUGCACGCUCUCUCUGAAGAUAGCUUGAAAAAAAGACACUGUAGAUCUCCCCUAUGACAAUGUCUUCCGUUAAGAUUGAGUGUGUUUUGAGGGAGAACUGCCACUGCGGAGAGUCUCCAGUGUGGGAGGAAGCAACCAGCUCCCUGCUCUUCGUAGAUAUUCCUGCAAAAAAGGUUUGCCGGUGGGAUUCGCUCAGCAAGCGAGUGCAGCAAGUGAUCGUGGAUGCCCCCGUCAGCUCCGUGGCCCUGCGCCAGUCAGGAGGCUAUGUCGCCACAGUUGGAACAAAGUUCUGUGCUUUGAACUGGGAAAAUCAGUCAACAGUUGCCCUGGCCACAGUAGAUAAAGACAAGAAAAACAAUCGAUUCAAUGACGGGAAGGUGGAUCCUGCUGGGAGAUACUUUGCUGGCACCAUGGCUGAGGAAACAGCCCCAGCGGUUCUGGAGCGGCACCAAGGCUCCUUGUACUCCCUCUUUCCUGACCACCACGUGGAAAGGUACUUUGACCAGGUGGACAUCUCCAAUGGUUUGGACUGGUCCCUGGACCAUAAGAUCUUCUAUUACAUUGACAGCCUGUCCUACUCUGUGGAUGCCUUUGACUAUGACCUGCACACAGGAAAGAUCUCCAACCGUCGAAGUGUUUACAAGCUGGAGAAAGAAGAACAAAUCCCAGAUGGCAUGUGUAUUGACACUGAGGGGAAGCUCUGGGUGGCCUGCUACAAUGGAGGAAGAGUGAUUCGUUUAGAUCCUGAGACAGGGAAAAGACUCCAAACCAUGAAGUUGCCUGUUGAUAAAACAACCUCAUGCUGCUUUGGAGGGAAGGAUUACUCUGAAAUGUAUGUGACCUGUGGCCGGGAUGGAAUGACUCCCGAGGGUCUCUUGAAGCAACCUGAAGCUGGUGGAAUUUUCAAGAUAACUGGCCUGGGAGUCAAAGGGAUUCCUCCUUACCCCUAUGCAGGAUAAUGCCUCCUUUCCUAUUGGAGGAUCUUCUGAAGACAACUAGAAAAUUCUGCAAUUGAAAUUUCAAUCUAGUAACCGAAAAAUAAAGCAAUGAUAUUAUUAACAGGGUUAGACUUCUUUUUAUAAUAUUUUAAAGGCAGAACAUUUUUAACAAGGGGUCACAUGUGAUUUUGAUGGCACACAGUGAGACAUUCUGCAAAGGUACUAUGGUA
Messenger RNA from Talpa occidentalis (Iberian mole), 2134 nucleotides. RefSeq names its product regucalcin (gene RGN). Bases 1020 to 1925 code for a protein of 301 amino acids. The transcript has 7 exons. Gene Ontology annotation, molecular function: gluconolactonase activity; enzyme regulator activity; calcium ion binding. Gene Ontology annotation, biological process: L-ascorbic acid biosynthetic process. Lineage: Eukaryota; Metazoa; Chordata; Mammalia; Eulipotyphla; Talpidae. The record is from RefSeq and is a predicted model, not a curated record.